Messenger RNA from Adelges cooleyi (spruce gall adelgid), 507 nucleotides. RefSeq lists its product as uncharacterized. Bases 1 to 507 code for a protein of 168 amino acids. The transcript is spliced from 4 exons. The record is from RefSeq and is a predicted model, not a curated record. NCBI's taxonomy places the organism in Eukaryota, Metazoa, Arthropoda, Insecta, Hemiptera, Adelgidae.
AUGUUGAUGGGAGAGUAUAAGACCAAUUUAAAAGCUGUAUUCCCGUGUGAAUCUACUGAAAAACACAAGUUACAGUAUAACACGUACUUAAGUAAAAAAAGUGCCACUGGUUUUGAAUUAGUAGGUAAUAUAACCUAUUUAAUUCCAUUCGACGAUUCACUUACCCUUAACAUCAAUAUGGCCAAAAGAGGAUCAAUCGGCGGUUGGGUAGAUAACGCACAUGUCUAUACCACGACUAAGGCUUGUUCGAAAAUGAAGGAAUUAUUUGAAAAUGUGUGGCAGCUUUAUGUCAAAGGAUUUCAUUUUUCUGAUAUGGAUUGUCCAAUAAAGCCGGGCGUUUAUGUGUCAUCUGGAAUCGAUCUUGGCCAAUUGACGGACACUAAUUUCCCCAAGGUUUUUUUCUACGGGGAGUAUAAAAUGGUGUUAACGUUCCCGAGCAGUAAUAACGUGGAAAAACUUGGGUGUUCUGUGUUAGUUUUAGAUAUUUUAAGACCCUGGGAGAGUUAA